Lodderomyces jiufengensis is the source of this 393-nucleotide messenger RNA. RefSeq lists its product as uncharacterized. The record is from RefSeq and is a predicted model, not a curated record. Lineage: Eukaryota; Fungi; Ascomycota; Pichiomycetes; Serinales; Debaryomycetaceae. The coding region runs from base 1 to 393 and encodes 130 amino acids. The transcript has a single exon.
AUGUCAAGAAUCAACAAAUUACAAGAAACUAAAGAAUCAAUGUCGGAUACUGAUUUAUUCAGAUUGGAAGAUCCGUUUAUGACAAAAGAAUCAAUACCUCAUGAUUUAAGUGAACCAAAUAUAUCUCAAAAUAAAGGUCCCGAAGAAUUUAAAAGUAUCAAUGAAAAAAUUAAUCAUGUUGAUAGUAAAGGUGAAGAAAAUUUAAGUUAUUUGCAGAAAUUAGGAUCAAGUAAAUUAAAUAAUCCUUUUAAUAAUUUUGGAGUUCGUUCAUACAAUGACAAAAAUAUGAAUAAAGAUAAAUCAUUAAACAAAGAAUCCCAAAAGAACAAAUCAAUAGAAAAUGAUGAUGAUGAAGAAGAUCAUAUUGAUGAUUUUAUUAAUCUAUUGGGGUAA